Molecule: messenger RNA, 861 nt
Organism: Pseudoliparis swirei
Lineage: Eukaryota; Metazoa; Chordata; Actinopteri; Perciformes; Liparidae
Gene: lbx1a
Product: ladybird homeobox 1a
Exons: 2
Coding region: 1-861 (286 amino acids)
Biological process (GO): regulation of DNA-templated transcription
Molecular function (GO): DNA binding; DNA-binding transcription factor activity, RNA polymerase II-specific
Source: RefSeq, a predicted model, not a curated record
AUGACCUCCAGGGACGACUCCAAGUGUCCGGCGGUGCUUGGGGAGCGGAGGCGCAGUCCGCUGGACCAGCUGCCGCCACCGGCCAACUCCAACAAGCCGCUGACGCCUUUCGGCAUCGAGGACAUCCUCAACAAGCCGUCGGUGAGGAGGAGCUACUCCCUGAGCGGCGCGGCGCGCCACGUCUCCCCCGGAGAGAAGCUGUCCUCGGCUUGCCACGGCCUGUCCGGCCGGGCGCUGCUCAGCCAGACCUCCCCGCUCUGCGCGCUGGAGGAGCUGGCCAGCAAAACCUUCAAGGGCCUCGAGGUCAGUGUGCUGCAGGCCGCCGAAGGCCGGGACGGUCUGACGGUCUUCGGCCAGAGGAACAACCCCAAAAAAAGGCGGAAGUCUCGCACGGCUUUUACCAACCACCAGAUCUACGAGCUGGAGAAGCGCUUCCUGUACCAGAAGUAUCUGAGCCCGGCGGACCGGGACCAGAUCGCCCAGCAGCUCGGCCUGACAAACGCGCAGGUCAUCACCUGGUUUCAGAACCGGCGGGCCAAGCUCAAGCGAGACCUGGAGGAGAUGAAGGCGGACGUUGAGUCCGCCAAGGUCACGGGUAGCGUGGCCCUCGAGAAGCUCGCCAAGCUGGCGGAGCUGGAGAAGUGCGCGGCCGGCGUUCUGGCCGGGGGGACCGUAUCCGCGCCCGGCCGUGACAAGCCGGACCCGGUCUUGUCGCGGUCCCGGUGCGCCACCACCGAGGGCCUCGACUACAGCAGAGCGCGUGUGUCGCCGACCUCGCCAGCAUCGUCGUGGUGCACAGACCGGCUGAGCAGCAAGUGUUGCUCGGAGGAUGAAGAUGAGGAGAUUGACGUGGAUGACUAA